Parascedosporium putredinis is the source of this 741-nucleotide messenger RNA. NCBI's taxonomy places the organism in Eukaryota, Fungi, Ascomycota, Sordariomycetes, Microascales, Microascaceae. The record is from the annotation of a GenBank genome assembly.
AUGAAAGCAACCGAAACCCUUGGACCUAUUUUCUCGUCCGCAAACACUCAUCGAGGCCUCAUUCUAAUGAAUCCAUUUAACCCUCCUCUGCAGAUUGAACUCAAGGAAAAGUACAAAUUUCGCAUCAUCUUAGAUGAGACUUGGUCAUUCGGUGUAUUAGGCCGUACCGGCCGGGGCUUGACUGAAGCACAACACGUAGACCCGUCUCAGGUAGAUAUGAUCAUUGGCUCCCUAGCCGGUCCCCUUUGCGCAGGUGGCGGGUUCUGUGCAGGUCCAAAGGACGUCGUCGAACACCAGCGCGUCUCCUCGGCCUCCUUCACAUUUUCUGCUGCCUUGCCUGCCAUGCUUGCUGUCACAGCAAGCGAGACACUGAAUAUGCUUCAAUCCAAUCCGGAUGUCAUAAGCCUUUGUCGCGAAAAUAUCAAAGUCAUGAGGGCACAGCUAGAUCCUCGCAGCGAUUGGGUUACGUGCACCAGUGCUCCGGAAAACCCGAUCUUGUUGCUGGUUUUGAAACCGACAGUCAUCCACGCACGAGCGUUAACGAUCGAGGAUCAAGAAAAGCUUCUCCAGGAGUGCACAGAUGAGGCACUUGCGAAUGGAUUAAAGGUUGGCUCAUGGGAAAUGCAACCAGCACUGAAGGUGUGCGUUACCACAGGAUUAAGCAAGCGAGAGAUCGAGAAAGCUGGCACAUCGAUUCGACAUGCUAUUACACGUGUUAUGUCACGAAAAGGUAAUAAUUAG